Solanum lycopersicum (tomato) is the source of this 1405-nucleotide messenger RNA. RefSeq lists its product as uncharacterized. The record is from RefSeq and is marked validated. Lineage: Eukaryota; Viridiplantae; Streptophyta; Magnoliopsida; Solanales; Solanaceae.
GUGAAUUCAUUUUUAUUCCUCCAAAUUUUAUCUGGGUUUUGUACAUACUCUGUUCAUUCUUCAAGAACCAUGGAGAUAGCUGUCAUCGAUUGGAAAACCAUUGAUUCAAGAUUUGUUAAAGACGAUCUUUAUGAGCAUUUUAAAGCUCCUCAAUGGGUCGAUUUCUUCGCCCCCGAUGCUCCAGUUGAUGAUGAUGCUUGGUUCUGCAGACCUGAGUGUAAUCAUCCAAAGACAGUGGAAGAUUUCUAUAAAGUAGCUACCCCUUCCUCCUCUUCGAAGCUUCAAAGAUCAGCUAGUGUAUCUGAUAUUCCUCUUGGGGAACGGAAUAGGAGAGAUGCAACAUUGAAGAAGAGGGGGCUAAUUCAACCGUUGGUAUCACUGAAUAAGGAUUAUAAAUGUGACAAGAUUGUUGAAGAUGGUGAAAAUCAGAAUCCCAAUUUUGCAACCCCUCCAAGGUUCAAGGCUAAAUUGAUGAAACAAACAAUCAAGUCGAGCGCGGAGAAGAAGCCAGUUGAUGAAAAAGAGGAACAUAUACCAAAGCUGAAAAGUACUCUUUCAGCUAGGAAUCUUUUUGCUGGUGGGGAUUUGUUGAACAAAGUGUCUGAGUUUUGCAAUGAGCUGAAGAGAUUAGUAGUUACCAGGACUAAAGAGAGAGAGAAGUGUGCAGAUGAGAACUUGGAGACAAGUCCAUUAAUCUUUGAUGAUAAAGAAAGGGAAAGGAAGCCAUUGCUGGAGAUGAAUAAAGAGACUAAUGAACUAGUGGCAAAGAGCAACACUAAGGACAAACAGAGAAGGAAACUGAGAAAUGAUAAUGCAGAAAACACACCAAUACUUGUGGAUGUGAAGAACAUUAAGCGCAGAGAUGAAGAAAUUUUGUCUCAGAUCCGCACAAAUCCUCCCACUCCUCAGUGUUUCUCAGCCAGCCGGGGAGUUACAAAGGCUGCUCCAUCUAAGCCUUUGAAAUCUAGGCCUCUGGAAACAAGAGGGAUCCUUCAAGAGCUGGAACAAAGCAGCAAUGAAGUGAAGAGAAAGGAAGAUCCAGGGAAGAUGAUGACUAGUAACAAUAAUCAACAAGGGCAGAGAGGUGGUGGUGUUAUUGUUGCUGAAAAAGAAGCUGCAAGAGCUUUGGAUGUUUUCUGGUUCUUGAAGCCUUGCACACUUGCCAGCUAAAAGGUUCAAGCCACACACCACUGUUGCUGAACAAACAUUUCAUGAAGUGCUUACUCCUCCAUACUUGAAAAAGUUGUCAUUUUGUUUUUCCAUAUUCUUUCAUUCUUUAUAGUUUCUGAUACACUCAAUCAAUCUAUGAGUUUUUUUACCCCCUUCUGUGAGGAAAAUAAGUUGUAAGAAAACAGUUCAAAGGUCCAGAAUAUUAAAUAACAUUAUCCUUUUAUUGAUGGAAAAA